Culex quinquefasciatus (southern house mosquito) is the source of this 1064-nucleotide messenger RNA. RefSeq names its product transmembrane protein 177. Bases 82 to 1023 code for a protein of 313 amino acids. The record is from RefSeq and is a predicted model, not a curated record. The transcript is spliced from 2 exons. NCBI's taxonomy places the organism in Eukaryota, Metazoa, Arthropoda, Insecta, Diptera, Culicidae.
AUCGCCGGUUUGUUAUUGUAUGCGGUAAUCACAUCUCAUCAGCGCAGCUGAUCCAGUUUUCGAUUACAAAUCCCAAAAAAGAUGGGCCGAUCCAGCCGGUUCGCGUUCUUCGUCACUGAAGCCGGCCGCCAGUGGAUGUUCUACGGCUCGACAACCCUCGCCGUGGGACUGUUCGCCGGUCAUUACAUGCCCCACACGGUCGGAAUCAGCUACUUCAAGGAGUUUGUCCAGGCGUACAAACAUGGCCAGGAACGUGAGCUGUCCGAGAAGAUUCAGAAGCGCUUCGAGCGUGCCGUUCAGCUGGUGGACCUGUCGGUGUUCGAGAAGAAGUUCGUUAAGCCAUUUGCGGUGUUUGGCUUUGACGUGUUCAACGCCGGUUCGAUGAAGUCUCGGUUCGGAGCGUUGGUUGGGGUUCCGACAAACUACGAGUACGACAGUGUGGCGGACAUCGAGAAGGAGGACGUCAUUAUCCGGGGCAACAAGAUCGACUGGAACUCGGAGGGUGGAAAGCUGCUGGAGGAUUGCUUGGUUGUGUCGGAAGACGAACAGGUGUUCGGGAUGGCACGCGAAAUUCUCACUCUGAACUCGCACAAGAGGUUGAUCCAAUCGAUGAUUCCUACCGUUUCGUGGGUCUUCACGUACAGCGUGGCGUCGUUGGUGAAUCAGAGGUGUAACUUUUACGUGAGGCCGUUCUCGCUCCGGUGCAUGCUGUACUUCAUCUGCGGCUUUCUCGGGUACGGAAUCUACUCCUUUUCGACGGACAUGAGCGAGAUCUACUUCGACACGAGUGUGGACAAAGAGCUGGCAAAGCUGGGACCGGAAGUGGUGGAUGCCGGAGUGCGGUUUUACGACAAGAUUCUGAAGAAGAAUGUCGCCAUCCGUAAGCUGACCGGCGACGACUAUUACACCGCCAAGGGUAACGUCAACUACAUGAUCCGACAGAAGGCGGCCCCGUUAACAGUGCGCAAAGAUUUCUUCGUGACGGGUUACCAAGAGUUUGUCGAUAAUGCACAGAAAAGUUAGAUGUGUUGAGAUGUAAUAAAACAUGCUUGGUUAUUUAAAAU